This is a messenger RNA of Myzus persicae (green peach aphid), 1748 nucleotides long. Its product is annotated as microprocessor complex subunit DGCR8-like. NCBI's taxonomy places the organism in Eukaryota, Metazoa, Arthropoda, Insecta, Hemiptera, Aphididae. Gene Ontology annotation, molecular function: heme binding; double-stranded RNA binding; identical protein binding. The coding region runs from base 191 to 1594 and encodes 467 amino acids. The record is from RefSeq and is a predicted model, not a curated record. Gene Ontology annotation, biological process: primary miRNA processing. Gene Ontology annotation, cellular component: microprocessor complex. The transcript is spliced from 11 exons.
UAUAUGUAGGUACUAUUCUUUUAUGUUUUCUGUACUUCUGCGUAAUUCAUACCGGAGAGUGGAGGCUGUAGCAGCCGUCUACUGAGUUGCUGACUGAACGACCACAGCGAUGUCAUAAUAUACUAUCUCAGUUCCCGGUUUAUCGCCACCAUUGACACCUGGCCUCGACAACGACAUCCACACCGCCGUCAUGUCCUACACUGAAAAAUUAGCCCCCGGAUCCGAUUCGAACGACGGCGAUGAUGACCAUAAUAUGCAGCAGCAGCCGAAGGCAACCACUGUGGAACAUGAAUACAAAAAAGAAGAAACAACUCGUCAAUAUGAUGAAAACAGUUGUAGCGAAAAUGAUUUACCAGAGGGAUGGGAAAAAAUAGAUCAUGAUAGUGGUAUGCCACUUUAUAUGAAUACAGAAACAAGAGUGUGUUCAUUUUCAAAGCCAUAUUUUCUAGGAGUUAACAGUCUUAAAAACCAUGAAAUUCCAGUAGAAAAUGUACCUUGUUUGUAUCAGAAAUUAAAUAAUGAAACCCAGAAUGAAAUCAAUGUUGCUUCAUCCUCAUCUUCAAUCUCUCCUGCAAACACAUGUCCUUUAACAUUGAGCCAUGCAGAGUAUCGAAAUUACUGUAGUAAAAUAUUCAAAUUUAGAAAUAUUAAAUGUCAUAAAUUUCAUUCGUGGGGAAAGCGCCGAGAAUAUAUACGCGAACAAAAAGCCAAUGCAAAGAUGAAAUAUCUUCAAAGAUCAACACCAAUUUCAACUGCUACCGAUCCUGUUGUCACAAGGAGUAGUAAUAUACUUACAUUCACUGAUCCUGAAAAUCUGCAAUAUAUAAUUAAUUUAAAAAGUAAAAGUUACAUUGGUAUAUUGUAUGAAUACAUUCAACGUGUAAUGAAAACUUCAAGUCAUUCAUUUGUGGUUAAAGAAAUUGAACAAUCUAAAUAUCCAUAUUUAUGCACCGUAGUCUUAGAUGGAAUACAAUAUGGUAUGGGUACGGGCUCAACCAAAAAACAAGCUAAAAUCGAUUCUGCGAGAGCUACUCUUCAAAUAUUAUUACCUUCCGUCAAACAAUUUCAGAUUGAUAAGUUAAGUCAAACCAAGAAUGAAAUUCAAGAGAAUAAUUAUCUUGAACAAUACAAAAUCUUUGACAAAUUAAAAGUAAAAGAUCCUAUUAUACCACAAAUGUGUGCUGAAUCUACCGAAUCCACACCAUAUGAAAUGUUACAGCUUUGUGUGAAAAGAAAUUUUGGCGAAGGUGCAAAUCUAUUGAGUGAAGUGGAACAGAUGCAAAGUGGGUCUGAUACAGAAAAUUUUUAUCGCUGCACAAUGACUGUAGAUAAAUAUUCUGCAACAGUUAUUUGUAAAAAUAAACGUGAUGGUCGCCAAAAAGGGGCUCAAGCUCUAUUAAAGAUAUUGCACCCUCAUGUUCAUUACUUUGGAUCUUUAUUAAGAUUGUAUAGCAAUCAACAUUUUGAACACAAUGAGAACAAACCAAACUCACCUGAAUCCAAAACCGAAAAAAUUAGAAAUGGUCCAGAUGUUAAUCUUCUUCAAAAGUUGAGAACAGCAAUGUUAAAACUGGAAUCACAAACGAAUGAUUGAAAGAAAAUGAAAAAAUUAUUUCAAAACAAUAUAAUAAUGCCUUGAUGCAAACAGGAGAAAUGUCAUAACAAUAUUAAGUUUUUCCUACUACUAUUUAUUAUAUAAUUUAGUAUACCACUCUUUCAGGAACUCUUAAUAUAAUUUUUGAUAUUAC